Molecule: messenger RNA, 1497 nt
Organism: Fukomys damarensis (Damara mole-rat)
Lineage: Eukaryota; Metazoa; Chordata; Mammalia; Rodentia; Bathyergidae
Gene: Phospho2
Product: phosphatase, orphan 2
Exons: 3
Coding region: 227-952 (241 amino acids)
Molecular function (GO): phosphatase activity
Source: RefSeq, a predicted model, not a curated record
GGAGUGGGCACCAAUCGCGCUGUAGACUGCUAACAAUAGGCCUGCGUUUUGUGAGGAGCGGUCGGGCCAGACCUUGCCUGCUGCUCCCAUCCCCGCCUGGAGUGCGCCUCCUGGUGGGCGGUCGACCCCCAACUAGGCCCCGACGCCUACCUUCGGGGUGUGGACCCGUCAGGGUUUCUAUGGGAUGUUCCUCAGUAAUAAUGCUGGAUAAUCCAAAUCUGGAAUCAUGAAAAUUUUGUUGGUGUUUGACUUCGACAAUACCAUCAUAGAUGACAAUAGUGAUACCUGGAUUGUACAGUGUGCUCCAGACAAAAAGCUUCCUGUUGAACUGAAAGAGUCUUAUCAAAAAGGAUUUUGGACAGAAUUUAUGGGCAGAGUCUUUAAGUAUUUAGGAGAUGAAGGCGUAAGAGAAGAUGAAAUGAGAAGAGCGAUGACAUCAGUGCCAUUCUCUCCAGGGAUGGUGGAACUUUUCAACUUCAUCAGAAAGAAUAAAGAGACAUUUGACUGCAUCAUCAUUUCAGAUUCAAAUUCAAUCUUCAUAGAUUGGAUUUUAGAAGCUGCCAAUUUUCAUGACAUGUUUGAUAAAGUGUUUACAAAUCCUGCAGCUUUUAAUAGCAAUGGCCAUCUUACUGUGGAAAACUAUCAUGCUCAUUCUUGCAAGAGGUGCCCAAAGAAUCUUUGUAAAAAUGUCGUUUUGGUAGAAUUUGUAGAUAAACAGCUACAGCAGGGAGUGGAUUAUACUCGAAUUGUUUAUAUAGGUGAUGGUGGAAAUGAUGUCUGUCCAGUAACAUUUUUAAAGAAGAAUGAUGUUGCCAUGCCACGGAAAGGAUAUACUUUACAGAAAACACUUUCCAGAAUGUCUCAAAAUCUUGGGCCUAUGGAAUCUUCUAUUGUAGCUUGGUCUUCAGGUGUUGAAAUAAUUUCUUAUUUACAAUUUCUAAUAAAGGAGUAAUAUGCCAGUAGUUGAAAUACAUAACAGCUAAGAUUAAGUUCAGCACUAAAACCAAAAAUGAAAGAAAAAUAGAAAAAGGAAAGAAAGGGUUUACCUCUCACUUCAAAGAAUUUCAAAGGUAUCACAAAGCUGCCAUGCUGAUCUGUCAACUUCAGCGCUGGGCUUCCAACUCAUGAUUGAGACUGCAGCCCACAUAGCAACAUUCUGGCCAGGAAGAAGGAGGGAAGUGAGGUUACAACCCCUUAUCUAAGGAAACUUCCCAGAAGUUAUGCCCAACACUUCAGUUUAAAAGCUGUUGGCCAAAACAUACUCAUAACACUCCAUUAACUUCAAGGAAAGAUAGAAAGCAUAGCUUUCAUUCUGUGUGAUCACAUGCCCAGGAAAUUUUAAGGAAAAAAAAAAGGGCAGCUAAUGGUCUGUACUAGAGGUAGUUGAUAGGUAGAUUAUAUUUUUAAAUUCCUGGAGAGAGUGAUCAUAUUUUAGUCUUCAAUAAUUAUUUUUAAAAGUAUAUUCAGUAGCUCGAGAUCUUAAAAAUAUGUAUGAUU